Grosmannia clavigera kw1407 is the source of this 1605-nucleotide messenger RNA. Its product is annotated as major facilitator superfamily transporter lactose. Gene Ontology annotation, molecular function: carbohydrate:proton symporter activity. Gene Ontology annotation, biological process: carbohydrate transport; transmembrane transport. Gene Ontology annotation, cellular component: membrane. The transcript is spliced from 2 exons. Lineage: Eukaryota; Fungi; Ascomycota; Sordariomycetes; Ophiostomatales; Ophiostomataceae. The record is from RefSeq and is a predicted model, not a curated record. Bases 1 to 1605 code for a protein of 534 amino acids.
AUGGCAAAGACAACGACAGAGCAUGAGGAGGAGAGGAGGGACAGCGGGACAUAUGGCGACCAGGCAGACAUUGCGGUGCAGAUGGCACACGACGCGGAGACGAAGACGUAUUCGCCGUGGACGCUGCGGAUGGUGCGACUCUACGUCGUGCUGUCCUGUGCAUAUCUGUGCGGCUGUCUAAACGGUUAUGACGGGAGCUUGAUGGGCGGCCUCAACGGCAUGACGUCGUACCAAAAUUACUUCCACAUGAAGGUGGCAGGCUCCAGCACGGGCAUCGUGUUUGCCAUGUACAACAUCGGCUCGGUGGCGGCCGUGUUCUUCACAGGUCCGGUCAACGACUAUUUCGGCCGGCGCUGGGGCAUGUUUGUGGGGGCGGUUCUGGUGAUUGUGGGCACGUGUGUGCAGGCGCCCGCGCAGACGCACGGCCAGUUCCUGGGCGGCCGGUUCCUGCUGGGCUUCGGCGUCAGCUUCUGCUGCGUGUCGGCGCCGUGUUACGUCAGCGAGAUGGCCCAUUCGCGGUGGCGUGGAACACUGACGGGACUAUACAACUGCACGUGGUAUAUUGGGGCCAUUGUGGCCAGCUGGGUUGUGUACGGCUGCUCGUACCUGGACAGCUCCAGCGGCUGGCGCAUCCCGAUUUGGGUGCAAAUGGCCAGCUCUGGCUUCGUGGCCGUGGCCGUUCUCUUCCUGCCUGAAUCGCCGCGCUGGCUGAUGGCCCAAGAUCGCCACGACGACGCUGUCCGCGUGCUGGCCACAUACCACGGCGAGGGCCGGGCUGACCACCCGAUCGUGCGGCUGCAGAUGCACGAGAUGGCCCGCCAGAUUGCCACGGCCGCGUCCGACAAGUCCUGGCACGACUACCACGAGCUCUGGAGCACCCAUUCGGCCCGUCGUCGCCUCAUCUGCGUCCUCGGCAUGGCCUGCUUCGGCCAGAUCUCGGGCAACAGCUUGUCAUCCUACUACUUUGUCGUCAUGAUGCAUGCAGCCGGCAUCACUUCCGAGCACAAGGUGCUAGCCCUCAACGCCCUCAACCAGGUCCUCUCCUUCCUCGGAGCCGUUGCGGGCGCUCGCCUCACCGAUGUCGUCGGCCGUCGCCCGCUGCUUCUCUGGUCCAUCGGCUUCUCCUCCCUCUGCUUUGCCGCCUUGACUGGUUCCUCCAAGGCGGCUACUGAUGACCCUUCAAAUACCGCGGCCGCCAACGCUACCAUCGCCCUCAUAUACAUCUUCGGCGUCGUCUUCUCCCUCGGCUGGACCCCCCUGCAAUCCAUGUACAUCGCCGAAACCCUGCCCACCCACACGCGCGCCAAGGGCACGGCCAUUGGCAAUUUUGCCUCGUCGGCCGCCUCGACCGUGCUGCAGUACAGCUCCGGUCCGGCCUUUCAGGGUAUCGGCUACUAUUUUUACCUCGUCUUCGUCUUCUGGGACCUCUUUGAGGGUGUCUUCAUCUACUUUUACUUUCCCGAGACCAAGGACCGCACCCUGGAAGAGCUCGAAGAGGUCUUCUCUGCGCCCAACCCGGUCAAGAAGAGCUUGGAGAAGCGCGACGUCCAUACCGUCCUCAAUACACUGCAGGUCGCCGAGGCCAAGGUGGUAGACCAGCCGUGA